AUGGGCCGACGUCGAGGACGAGGAGGAACAGGUGGCAUGAAGCAAGCUAGCAGUCAAGGCGUACGGCGUACAGACUCUCCCGCACUCAGUCCCUGUCUUCCUGUUUCCAACCAAGGACCAACAGCAGAGAAACCGGGGGAGAGAGAGAGAGCGAGUGAACAAAACGGCAGAGACGAAGACAGACAGAUCGCCAGAUCUUGCCGCGCACAGGGGGCGGGAUGGUGCUUCGACUUUGAGGCGUUCAAGAAGCAAUACCUGGCAACGCAGUGCGCCCUGACGCUGAAGACGCCCGUCCCCGUCCCAGAACUUCAUUAG
Molecule: messenger RNA, 315 nt
Organism: Symbiodinium sp. CCMP2592
Lineage: Eukaryota; Dinophyceae; Suessiales; Symbiodiniaceae
Source: the annotation of a GenBank genome assembly